UGCUGUUGUACCGGGUCCGCAAUUGAAACUUCUAGGUUUUAGUUAAUGUACCUAGCUAACCUAUAAGGGGGUGCGCUUCUCUAUGUAUAAAUUCUAGUUUAAAAAUAUGAGCUCAUUUUUCUUAAGAUGGUUUGUAUAAUUGGUUUCUUUAGGAUGCGUAGUUAGCUUAGUUUCAGACCAUCUCUCAUAUCGAAGCUCUCAUUUCAUCACAUUAGACCAUAGCCGAGCAAGAUUUUUUUCCCACGAGCAUUUCAGCCAGGAUUUGCAGUUGUAUGGUAUACUGUGAGUUUUCUGUUGUUGUAAAAUGAACACUUAAACAAAGAAGCUCGACGAUCAGUUUGCCCGAAGCACCACCAAACUUCUUGAAGUUGUCAUGGAUUACGGGUUCAGCAGGAUGGCAGCAGAUACCCCAGUUGACCUAAUUUCAAAAGUGCUGGAGCAGCAGGUGCUUCAGUCUGCCCAAAUAAUAGAGGAACAGCUAGAUGCCGAGCUCAAUAAACUGGAACAAAUGGAUGAAGAUGAGUUGGAAAGGCUUAAAGAAAAAAGACUUGAAUCUCUGAAGAGAGCUCAGCAACAGAAGCAAGAAUGGCAUGCCAAAGGGCAUGGUGAAUACAGAGAGAUUCCAAGUGAAAAAGAUUUUUUCCAGGAAGUUAAAGACAGUAAAAACGUGGUUUGUCAUUUUUACAGAGACUCUACUAUCAGAUGCAAGAUACUUGACAAGCAUUUAGCAGUUUUAGCUAAAAAGCACAUCGAAACUAAGUUUUUGAAACUUAAUGCUGAAAAAGCCCCAUUCUUGUGUGAGAGACUGCGUAUAAAAGUCCUUCCAACUCUAGCACUGUUGAAGGAUGGAAAGACCAAGGAUUAUAUUGUUGGCUUCUCUGACUUGGGUAACACUGAUGAAUUUACAACGGAGACUUUAGAGUGGAGACUAGGGUGUGCUGAUAUCAUCAGUUACAGUGGAAAUUUGAUGGAGCCUCCAUUUCAGACUUCAAAAAAGCCUGGGACAGGCAUAUUUAAAAUAGAGAAAAAAACAAUCAGAGGAAAAGCAUACGAUUCAGAUUCUGAAGAUGACUGAAGACUAUGCAUUACCUGUACAUCUUCAUGCAUUUCAUUAAUUCAAAUAUGUGCUGCACUUUCUCCUGUCAUUUUUCGUAUGAAAUGUUAAUUUAUAAAUGCCCAUAAUACAUAUUUUCAUCAAGACUUUUUGUACAGUAGUUCAGAUUUAGAGAAUGCUCAUUCAGACAUGUUUGCUGUUGGCAGAAUGUGUAACCCUUGAUGCCAGUAGCAAAUAUAAGCUAUUAGAGGGUGGCCUAAUGGUUAAGGUGUUUGCCUUUCAAACCCUUGUGUUUGUAUCUCACAAGGGAUAAUUGGCUAGGCUUAAAAUAGCUCGCAAGGGUAGUUAGCCUAGUACUAACCUAUGAACUUAAUCCUGUUUCAUAACUAACCAAAAUAAGGCUAAAAGCAAUAUUUUUUGCAGCAUUGUUCAUGUAUUUUACAUAUGUCACUUAAAAAGACUUAUUUUGUUCAUAGACCCACAAUAUUAAAGUGGGUGAAAUGUGAUCCACUUACCUCAUUUGAUUAUACUGAGUUAAGGAAAAGAUCUGGGUCUAAACAAAUCUGUUGUCUCCUCAAGAAUUAGAUUAAAAAUAGGAACAGAGCAUUUUUUAACCCCAAAUUGUUAGACUAGGUAGUUUUAGUUUUUUAAUUAGUAAAAAGCACUACUCGUGACUAUACUGCUGCUCUAGCUGUCACCUAAUUGACAGUGAGAACAGUUGUCAUCUCUUUUUCUGGCAGUCAUUGCAAUUUGUUAUUUUUGUAUAUGUAUUUAUAUCAACAUUUACAAUAAAAGCAGUUUGCUCUGGUUUUCA
Protopterus annectens (West African lungfish) is the source of this 1868-nucleotide messenger RNA. Its product is annotated as thioredoxin domain-containing protein 9-like. NCBI's taxonomy places the organism in Eukaryota, Metazoa, Chordata, Ceratodontiformes, Protopteridae. The record is from RefSeq and is a predicted model, not a curated record. The transcript has 5 exons. Gene Ontology annotation, cellular component: cytoplasm. Gene Ontology annotation, biological process: microtubule cytoskeleton organization. The coding region runs from base 374 to 1075 and encodes 233 amino acids.